Molecule: messenger RNA, 2770 nt
Organism: Anopheles coustani
Lineage: Eukaryota; Metazoa; Arthropoda; Insecta; Diptera; Culicidae
Exons: 7
Coding region: 3-2624 (873 amino acids)
Biological process (GO): protein histidyl modification to diphthamide
Molecular function (GO): diphthine-ammonia ligase activity
Source: RefSeq, a predicted model, not a curated record
ACAUGCCACACCGGUGUGUGGAACUACAGACUUCGCUAGACCGGAAACCAAAGGUAACAAUGUCGGCAGCAUCAUCGUCGGUCGACGAGGAAUCGAGACGGGCGGCGUGUGCGAGGGGUGACAAAAAGAUGCGCGUCGUGGCACUGGUCAGCGGAGGGAAGGAUAGCACGUACAACAUGAUGCAGGUGGCGGCCGAGGGCCACGAGGUGGUCGCCCUGGCCAAUCUCCAUCCGAAAGAUCGGGACGAGCUGGACAGCUACAUGUACCAGACGGUCGGACAUCAGGGCAUCGAGAAGCUGGCCCAGGCCAUGGAGCUACCGCUCUACCGGCGGAUGACGCGUGGCCAUUCGAUCAACACUAAGGGCCACUACGAGCCGACCGAGGACGACGAGGUGGAGGACCUGUACGAGCUGCUCGGUCAGGUGCAACGGGAGCAGCAGAUCGAAGCCGUUGCCGUCGGCGCCAUCCUCUCCGACUAUCAGCGUGUGCGCGUCGAAAAUGUCUGCGCCCGACUGAACCUUAUCUCGCUGGCCUAUCUGUGGCGCCGGGACCAAACGGAGCUGCUGCAGGAGAUGAUCGACUGUCAGGUGCACGCGAUCAUCAUCAAGGUGGCGGCGUUGGGCCUGAUGCCCGACCGCCACCUCGGCAAGUCGCUCAAGGAGAUGCAACCGCACCUGCUGCUGAUGCGGGACAAGUACGGACUGAACGUGUGCGGCGAGGGUGGCGAGUACGAGACGUUUACGCUCGACUGCCCACUGUUCCGACGGCGCAUCGUCGUGGACGACGUGCAGACGGUGAUCAGCUCGGCCGAUCCCGUCUGCCCGGUGGGCUAUCUGAACUUCACUAAGCUACGGUUGGUACCGAAGGAGCAUCGGGGUGAGCCGGUGGUGAUUAAAAACUCGCUCGACUUCAUCCACGACCUGAACGAGUCGAGCUAUAGCGACCUGAGCGAUCCGGACCUGAGCGAGACCGAGCUGGAGCUGAUCGAGCGCAGCAGCAGCGGAAUCGUGGCGGCCGUUUCGCGCGGUGCCGCCAUGCGCAACUCCUUCAGCAAGGACGACCUCAGUGGGGGGCUGAGCUCGGCCGUGCUUUCGCGGAGCAACAGCAUCACGAAGGAGCUGGACGCGACGACACCGACGAGUACGGCCACCAGCACGGCCACCACGACGCCGGUGCGCAUCAUCACCAAGGCACGCGCCAGCAUACCCUCCGACAACGGUGAAGCGCUCGCGCUGCCCACCGAGCUGGCCAUGUUUCAGUACGCCCGCGAAAGCCGUCCGCUGUGCAACAAACCGAGGGCAAUCGUUAACUCGAAGGGUUGGAUGUGGGUGGCUGGAGUGCAGGGCGUCGGUGACGAUUCCCGGGAAGCGAUGGCCAGUGCACUGUCGACGCUAGAAGAAAUGGUCCAAUCACGUUCAUUCACGCUCAGACAAAUCUGCUACAUUACGCUGUACGUGCGCAAUAUGGCCGAGUACAGCUUCAUCAAUGCGAUCUACUCGAAGGUGUUCAACUUUCCCAAUCCUCCCACGCGGGUGUGUGUUGAAUGUCCGUUGCCAGCGGAAUGUGCCGUUGUCCUGGAAGCUGUCGCUUUUAAUCCAGUUUCCAGUGCAUCAGAACUAGAACACAGACGACAAACGAUGCACGUACAGGGCAUUUCCCACUGGGCCCCGGCUAACAUCGGCACCUAUAGUCAGUCGACGAAGGUCGGCCACAUAACGUACAUCUCGGGACAAAUUGCGCUCGUUCCGGGUAGCAUGACGAUCAUCGAGGGUGGUAUCAAACAGCAGUGUAAGUUGACUCUACGCCAUCUCAGCCGGAUAGCGAAAGCAAUGAACGCACAGGGCGGCCAGCUGCGGGAUGUGGUGCAGGGUAUCUGCUUCGUGACGCACCCGAGCUACAUCUAUGAGGCCCGGCGGCAGUGGGAACGACGGACGGCCAACGCCAUCAUCGAUUACAUCGUCGUGCCGGCGCUGCCUAGGGGUGCCCUGGUCGAGUGGCAGGUGUGGGCUCACUCGCAUAACGACAAAUUCGACUAUGAAGAAACUGGCUGCGCCAUCGGUGAAUACUCAAUCUCGAUCCGGCGACGUUGGAACUAUGAGAACAAUUGCUCCUCGAUCGUGUGCUACGUCUCGACCGGUCUCGCCACCUCCACCACCAAGCUGACCGAGCUUACGGACGACUAUCUCCAGCGGCAUCAUCAGUUGGCGCAGCGUGUCACGCCCCACCAGAUCCACGAAACGAUCGCGUAUGUCCUGCGCAAGUUACUCCAGGACUGUCCCGGUCUGCUCGGUCCCACCAGUACCAGUCCCACCUCCGGUUGUUCAUCGUCCUCCUCGUUCUCCAGUGCUGUACCAGCGGCCGAAGUAGAAACCGAGCACCAAGUAAACCACCACCACCACCACCACCAGCAACCGCUGGCCGUUCCAACGAAACCGGCCGUCCAUCUACGCGUGUUCUACCAGGUCGAUGCCGUUCCGUCCGUGCAGUUUCUGAUCGAUGCGCUCGAGAGCUUCCUGGUGUCGCCGGCCAAUGUGGCCCGCAUCGCCUACACCGUUAUCCCGGCCUGCCAUCUGCAGAACUUCAGCACCUUCAUCUCUAUCUGCGGUCUGCGCCACCACGAGUAAGCUAGAGACUACUCCGCCACGCGCUUGUUUUUUAAUAAGUGGUCAUACAAUUUCACUCUAAGGUAGCUUUUUAAGGGCAUCAAAAAAAAAAAAAAGAUCAAAGAAGAGAACAGUCGUGAGCAGUCGUGAUAAGGGCACUAACAAAA